Megalopta genalis is the source of this 1161-nucleotide messenger RNA. RefSeq lists its product as uncharacterized. The record is from RefSeq and is a predicted model, not a curated record. Gene Ontology annotation, cellular component: nucleus. Gene Ontology annotation, biological process: double-strand break repair via homologous recombination; double-strand break repair via single-strand annealing; mitotic recombination. NCBI's taxonomy places the organism in Eukaryota, Metazoa, Arthropoda, Insecta, Hymenoptera, Halictidae.
AAAAUAUACAAUCAGUGAAACGAUAGCUCGCAUGUGACGUUCAAACGACUUGAUGCAACGGUUUUCCUGUGUUUACAUAAAUUUUUGAAAAUAAUAUGAGUAAUACGACCAACUAUCCCUCUUGUAUAAAAAUUCCUGUCACUAGUUCAAGACAAAAUAAUGCAAUGGUUCCUAAAACAUUAGAUUUAAAUGAAGUAUUAGCACUUAACAGAGAAUUAAUAACAUUAGCCAAUCAAGCAUUUGGAGAAGGAAAAUGGAAUCACAGUGUAACAAAUCAAACAAUUGAUUUUGUAGAACUUUACAUGGGCAAAUAUGUUUGUGGAUGUGCAACAUUUGUUAAGAUUCAAUUACAUAAUGGUACAUAUCAUGAAGAUAUGGCGUACUAUAGUGCAGAAGGAGCUACAAAAGGUUUAGCGAUACAUUCUGCAAGAAUUGUUUCUCUUACAGAAGCAUUCAAGAAAGUAUUAAUGUGUUUUAACUAUUUCAUAGAACAUGAUAUAGAGAAGCUACUAACAAAAUCAUCUAAUUCAGAUACAAAUAAUAUUCAAAUAGAAAAUGUAGAGUGCUCUCUAUCUGACUUUAAUAGCGAUAUGUUGGAAUCAUAUGCACAAGCAAGUCCAUCUAAAAAACAGAAAACCAAUGUGGAAGAGAACAAGCCAGGAUCAAUGUUCAAAUCAAAAAGUUUAUGCAAUCAGGGGGAACAUAUGUCAGUACCAAAACUAGAAAUAAAAUCAAAAAGUGCGACACUAAAUACAAGCAAAUCUAAUCUCAUAACGAAUACAAAUAAUGUAAAAGGUCAGUUACAGUCCGAUUGUACAAGUUCUGAAAAAGUGCAGGAAAUUAACCAAAAGGAACAGGAACGAAAAACAGCAUUAAGUGAGGAAGAACUGUUACGAAUGGAACGAAAACGAAAGCAAAUGGAAAAAAAAGCCGAGUUUAAAAGAUUAAUGCUGGAAAGAGAACAGCAAAAAAAGAUGGAAAGCAUGAGACCUAAUCCCAAAUAUUAAUACAAAGUAUUAUGUACAUAUAGAUAUUAUAAACUAAAAGACACGAGAAUGUAAAUGUAACAUAAGCUGAUAUGUAAUAUCGUCAAUUAUGAAAAUUUUUACGAAAAUUUAAUUUGUUUAUGUAAUACAAAUAUAUGUGUAAUUGUGUAUCGUU